GUUCAGCUGCCCAUAUUAAGGGCAAGUCUUACCUGUAAGGCAGCCUCACUGGUGAUUCAGCGGUGUUUGUAAGGAAGGGAUUGUUCCCUGUGGCCGUGUGGAUGCAACCGUUGAUCAAAGAACAUUAUAGGGAAUAAUUCAGUUAUUUGGAUUCAUCCCAGAGCUCAAAUGUGCUGAACAACCAACUGCAUCUUCAUGGAGAAAAUUCAUUUUAGAAAAUACAUUUUUUUGUCAUUAAUACUGUUUGCAGUGAUUUGGAUGGUCUGUAAAGUUCCCUUAUGGGAAAAUCUGACUAUAUAUCCACAGUUAUGGGAAAAUAAAUUACAUCUAACCACCCUUAAUCCAACAUCUUCUACUGAUCAAGGAUAUGAGUUGACAAAGAGUUCAAUUGAGCUAAAUAUAAUGCCAAUUAAAGACACAAAGCAUUUCCUGGUUUCGGCCUACAAAGAUCACAGGAUUAAUGGAACCAUUCGUAUCAUUAGCAUAUUUAGGAGGGAUGAGGUCAGAAGACUGUAUUGUAUCAUUGGUUGUGCUCAACAUGGAUAUUUUAUUACAGCAGCAGAGGUCGACAUACACCGUGAUCAUUUUGGGUUCCCUUACCAGACCACAGACCUGCUGUGUAAAUCUGACCCAAAGUGUGAUGCUACAAAUGUCACCAUCAGUAAUUCUCCAUACACCUCAGACAUUCCAGAUAUGAUCUUCCUUCCCAUACGAAACAGAGAGAGGAAAGAGCACAACUUCAAACAUAACUUCACUGUCUGCAUCUCUACCCUUUUUGGAUCUUAUAACAAUGUACUGCAGUUUGUGCAGACCAUAGAAGUGUACAAGCUCCUGGGCAUACAGAAGGUGGUCAUCUAUAACACCAGCAUUGGUCCAGACCUCGGUAAGGUUCUGCAGUACUACAGGGAGGAGGGUACACUUGAAAUUCACCAAUGGCCAAUAGAUCAGUUCCUCAAUCCCUCCAAAGGCUGGAACUUUGAAGAGCAUAAAGGUGACCUCCAUUACUAUGGGCAGUUAGCUACUCUGAACGACUGUAUCUACAGAAACAUGUACAGAUCCAAGUAUCUUCUGUUGAAUGACAUUGAUGAAAUAAUUAUGCCUUAUCAGCAUGCUACACUGGAGCUUCUCCUGGAGGACCUGCAAAGGCAAAACCCCACAGUAGGAGUCUUUCUUAUUGAGAGUUAUGUUUUCCCCAAAACCGUCUUUGAUGACGAGGGCAGAUUCAAUUUAACACAGUGGAGAAAAGUUCCAGGGAUAAACAUCUUGGAACACAUUUAUCAGGAACCUGCCAAGAAAGAUAUUUUCAACCCCAGCAAGAUGAUCAUGAACCCAAGGCAAGUGGUGCAGACAUCAGUGCAUUCAGUGCUGAAGAAUUACGGAGACACAUUGAGAGUUCCAGCAGAUGUGUGCAGAAUGAUACAUGUCGCAGUUCCUCUGCAGGGGAAUCUCACCAAAGAGCAACUGAUUGUGGACAAAAAACUGUGGGAAUAUCAGAAGAACCUUCUGCCAAAGGUUGACAGUGUGCUGAAUAAAUCAGGGAUCUAUGACUAAAGCAUUUUGAUUUCCACAACCUUUUUGUUUUCAUUUGUCUUUUUUUACACAUUUCUCCUACUCUAGCUAUUAUAGGUGGGACAACACUGGACAACAAUUUUACUUCAUGAACAAUUAAGAGUGUAUCUUAUAUAGUUUGGACGGCUGAUAUCACAUACAUUUUUGUUGAAAUCUUCUAUUUUUGUCCACCCUUCAAGAACAGGCAGCACACAAAUAUAAUAAUUCACAUUGCUAAUUUUUAUCCCAAGGUACAGUUAGCAACAGUCAAAAAUAUUGUGAGAAGAGUAGAGAGUGACCUCUCAUAGUCAGGGAAACAGAUGUGUCUAAUGCAGAAGAUGCUGCUAAUGCAGACGUUGCCGCUAAUGCAGACGUUGCCGCUAAUGCAGACGUUGCCGCUAAUGCAGAAGAUGCCGCUAAUGCAGACGAUGCCGCUAAUGCAGAUGUUGCCGCUAAUGCAGAAGAUGCCGCUAAUGCAGACGAUGCUGCUAAUGCAGAUGUUGCCACUAAUGCAGACAUUGCCGCUAAUGCAGAAGAUGCCCUUAAUGCAGAUGAUGCUGGUAAUGCAGACAUUGCCGCUAAUGCAGACGAUGCUGCUAAUGUAGACGUUGCCGCUAAUGCAGAAGAUGCUGCUAAUGCAGACGAUGCCGCUAAAGCAGACGAUGCCGCUAAUGCAGAAGAUGCUGCUAAUGCAGAAGAUGCUGCUAAUAUAGACGUUGCCACUAAUGCAGACGUUGCUGCUAAUGCAGACGAUGCCGCUAAUGCAGACGAUGCUGCUAAUGUAGACGUUACCGCUAAUGCAGAAGAUGCCGCUAAUGCAGAUGUUGCCGCUAAAGCAGACGAUGCCGCUAAUGCAGACGAUGCUGCUAAUGCAGAAGAUGCUGCUAAUAUUGACGUUGCCACUAAUGCAUAUGAUGCCGCUAAUGCAGAAGAUGCUGCUAAUGCAGACGUUGCCACUAAUGCAGAAGAUGCCGCUAAUGAAGACGUUGCCACUAAUGCAGACGUUGCCGCUAAUGCAGACGAUGCCACUAAUGCAGAAGAUGCUGCUAAUGCAGGCGUUGCUACUAAUGCAGAUAAUGCUGCUAAUGCAGACGUUGCCACUAAUGCAGACGUUGCCACUAAUGCAGAUAAUGCUGCUAAUGCAGACAUUCUCACUAAUGCAGGUGUUGCCGCUAAAGCAGACGAUGCUGCUAAUGCAGACGAUGCCAAUAAUGCAGAUAAUGCUGCUAAUGCAGACGUUGCCACUAAUGCAAACUAAUGCAGACGGUGCUGCUAGGGCUUUAAUAAUCAGAUGACAGCAAUCCUCUAACUGCGCGUCUCAGUGCUCCUCUGCAUAUGCAGCUCCUGUAGAACAUGAGACUCCGCAGUGCUCAGAGACGUUAAGCAUGCUAUCAAGGAAGACCUUCAGAAAAGAUCCACUAGUCUGGAGGAAAAGAGUAUUCUUUAUACAGCCUCUGCUCUUGGGCCACGUUUCGAGACUUUGCCUUUGCCUCUUUUACUCAAAGAGGACGAGAGACUGGAGGGCUACAGAAGAGUGUGUUUUUGAGGCUGCAUCACUACAAAUUUAAUUUUAUGUAUAAUGGUGAAUUGUCAUUACAAUAUUGAGUAGUCAAAUAUGGCUUUGAUUUUCAUUAAAGACUAUAUUUCUUUGGGCUUGUUACAAUAAAGGUGUUGGAAUGUUCCUGAAAAUGG
Molecule: messenger RNA, 3240 nt
Organism: Brienomyrus brachyistius
Lineage: Eukaryota; Metazoa; Chordata; Actinopteri; Osteoglossiformes; Mormyridae
Exons: 2
Coding region: 196-1551 (451 amino acids)
Source: RefSeq, a predicted model, not a curated record